Molecule: messenger RNA, 2229 nt
Organism: Budorcas taxicolor (takin)
Lineage: Eukaryota; Metazoa; Chordata; Mammalia; Artiodactyla; Bovidae
Gene: PDP2
Product: pyruvate dehydrogenase phosphatase catalytic subunit 2
Exons: 2
Coding region: 148-1743 (531 amino acids)
Biological process (GO): protein dephosphorylation
Molecular function (GO): protein serine/threonine phosphatase activity; cation binding
Source: RefSeq, a predicted model, not a curated record
GUCCGGAGUAGGGGUAGCCGCGGUAUAGCUUGCGGGCGUGAAAUUGACUGACGGACACGGCGGCCUUGGUGGCGGUGAGGAGGACGUGGCUCCAAGAUUUAAAGAACCCUUUUGCGGAAGGAACGUAUUCACUCAUACGGUUUCAGAAUGUCGAGUACUGUGUCCUACUGGAUUCUCAGUUCUACAAGGAAGACCAUUGCCACAUUACAGGGGGGACAACGUUUAUAUUCAAAGUAUGCCUCAAAUAGGAUUAAAUCAAAAGGGAGACUCUUUCCCCAGGGGCCAGCCACCCUAAAAGACCAUGCCGCUGCAUGUGGUGGCGUUGCUCUGCAGAAAGCCUACAGACACACAUCAACGGAGGAAGAGGACUUCCACUUGCAGCUCAGCCCGGAGCAGGUAAAUGAAGUGCUGAGAGCUGGUGAGUCGGCCCAUAAGAUUCUUGACCUUGUCAGCAGAGCUCCAGAUUCAGUGUUACGAUUUGAGAGCAACCAGCUAGCUGCCAAUUCCCCAGUGGAGGACCGGGGAGGUAUAGCUGCCUGCCUGCAGACCAGUGGACUGCUGUUUGGCAUCUUCGAUGGACAUGGUGGCCACGCAUGUGCUCAAGCAGUGAGCGAGAGGCUCUUCUACUAUGUGGCUGUGUCACUAAUGUCCCAGCAGACUCUGGAGCAAAUGGAGGAGGCCAUGGAAAGCAUGAAGCCCCUGCUGCCCAUCCUUCAGUGGCUCAAGCACCCAGGGGACAGUAUCUACAAGGAUGUCACGUCAGUGCACCUUGAUCACCUCCGCGUCUACUGGCAGGAGCUGCUGAACCUGCAGAUGGAAAUGGGGCUGAACACUGAGGAAGCAUUAAUGUACUCCUUCCAGAGACUGGAUUCUGACAUCUCGCUAGAGAUCCAGGCUCCCCUUGAAGAUGAGAUGACCAGGAACCUUUCACUCCAGGUUGCUUUCUCAGGGGCAACGGCUUGCCUGGCCCACAUUGAUGGGGUUCACUUGCACGUGGCAAACGCUGGUGACUGCCGGGCCAUCCUUGGUGUCCAGGAAGACAACGGCAUGUGGUCUUGUCUGCCCCUCACCCAGGACCACAAUGCCUGGAACCCAGCCGAGCUGUCACGGCUGAAGAGGGAGCAUCCUGAGUCCGAGGACAGGACGGUCAUCAUGGAAAACAGGCUGCUGGGAGUCCUCAUGCCCUGCAGGGCCUUUGGGGACGUCCAGCUGAAGUGGAGUAAAGAGCUGCAGCGUGGUGUCCUGCAGCGGGGCUUCGACACCGAGGCCCUCAACAUCUACCAGUUCACCCCCCCGCACUACUACACCCCACCUUACCUGACGGCCAGGCCAGAGGUCACCUACCACAGGCUGAGGCCACAGGAUAAGUUCCUCGUGCUGGCCUCUGAUGGCCUGUGGGACGUGCUGGGCAACGAGGAUGUGGUGAGGCUGGUGGUGGAGCACCUGGCUGAAGAGGGUCAGCACAAGCCAGACCUGGCCCAGAGACCCACCAACCUGGGACUCAUGCAGAGCCUGCUGCAGCAGAGGAAAGCCCAGGGGCUCCAUGCAGCGGACCAAAACGCAGCCACACGUCUGAUCAGAUACGCCAUAGGAAACAACGAAUACGGGGAGAUGGAGCCUGAGCGGCUGUCGGCGAUGCUGACGUUGCCGGAGGACUUGGCAAGGAUGUACAGGGAUGACAUCACAGUCACCGUGGUGUAUUUCAACUCAGACUCAAUUGGUGCGUCUUCCAAGGGGAGUUAAGAGUCUCCCACCCUGUUGUCAAGGUUAACUUCAGUGUUCUUCUGAGACAUUUUCCCUUACUCGGAACCUGGUUCUUUACACGCUAUGGUUGAAGGGCAGGUGGAUCGAUGCAGCUUGCUUAAUUAUAGACUAAUGUGAGGAGAAAACAGCCUUGGAUUAAAAACAAAUCUAGUGAUUUUAUGUGCCUGCGUGUUUUGGUCACCUCUUCUACGCAGAGAGGGUGGAGCACAGAGACGAUCGACUUAUCUUGGGCUCGUGUAACCCAAGUCCUUUUAUAAAGACACUGUUAAAACUGUCAGCCUGAGCCUGGAAAGGGUAAAUUUAAUUAUGGUUCUAAGAAUAUGAAGAAGUCCAGGAUCUUCUGCGCUCUUGCUGCAAAAUCUGGAGACUUGGUAAUUCUGUGUGUAAUCAUGGACUGCUACACUAUGAAGGGAAGUUUUUGUUUUUUAUUCUGAAGUUACUAAGGACCUAGGUUUACAAAGCAUA